AUGGGGAUUACGAUUGUUCUCGGUUCGCAAUGGGGUGAUGAAGGAAAGGGGAAGAUCACAGACAUGCUGUCGCAGGAGGCUACUCUCUGCGCUCGUGCCGCUGGCGGUCACAACGCCGGCCACACUAUCGUCCACGAAAACAUCACCUACGACUUCCAUAUCCUCCCUUCCGGCCUUGUCUCCCCCAAGUGCGUUAAUCUGAUCGGCGCCGGCACCGUCGUGCACGUUCCCAGCUUCUUCAAGGAACUGGCCGCCCUAGAGGAGAAGGGUCUGACCAGCGCCGGCAAGCGCAUCUUCAUCUCUGACCGCGCCCACGUCUGCUUUAACUUGCACUCUGUUGUGGACGGUCUUGAGGAGGCGAAGCUGGGCGGUCGCAAGGUUGGUACUACGGGUAAGGGUAUUGGACCUUGCUAUAGUGAUAAGGCGUCGCGGAGGGGUGUGCGGGUUGGUGAGAUUCUCGAUGAGGCGCUUUUUGAGCGCAAGCUGAGGACUUUGGAUGCGAGUUAUCGCGCGAGAUUUGGGGAGUUGGAGUAUAAUGUUGAGGAUGAGAUUGCACUUUUCAAGGAAUUCCGCAAGAUCUUGAAGCCCUACGUCGUUGACCAACUUACCUUCCUGCAAGAGUACAAGAACGCCCCCAACACUCUGGUUGAAGGUGCCAACGCGCUCAUGCUCGACCUUGACCACGGUACCUACCCCUUCGUCACCUCCUCGUCCACCGGCCUCGGCGGUGCCAUCCAGGGUCUGUCUUUGAACCCCACUAGCAUCACCCACAUCGUCGGCGUCGUCAAGGCCUACACCACCCGCGUCGGCUCCGGCCCCUUCCCCACCGAACAGCUCAAUGAGCACGGCGACAAGCUGCAAAGUGCCGGUCGCGAAUUCGGCGUGACCACCGGACGUCGCCGCCGCUGUGGCUGGUUCGACCUUGUUCUCUGCCGCUACUCCCAGGCCAUCAACCACUACACCGCGCUGAACCUGACCAAACUCGACAUCCUCGAUGACUUCGACGAGAUCAAGGUCGGCGUUGCGUACAUCCUGCCCGAUGGCACACGCGUUGAUAACUCGUUUCCCGCUAGCGCUGAGGAGCUCGAGAAAGUCCAGGUUGAGUACGUCACUCUGCCGGGCUGGAAGAGCAACACCAUGGGUGCAAUGAAGUACGAGGACCUGCCGCCUAACGCGCAGGCCUACAUUCGGUUCAUUGAGCAGGGUCUCGGCGGUGUUCCUGUCAAGUACAUCGGCACCGGUCCUUCUCGGGAUCACAUGAUUGUUCGGGACUAG
Molecule: messenger RNA, 1275 nt
Organism: Aspergillus ruber CBS 135680
Lineage: Eukaryota; Fungi; Ascomycota; Eurotiomycetes; Eurotiales; Aspergillaceae
Gene: adB
Product: adenylosuccinate synthase ADE12
Exons: 4
Coding region: 1-1275 (424 amino acids)
Biological process (GO): IMP metabolic process; 'de novo' AMP biosynthetic process
Cellular component (GO): cytoplasm
Molecular function (GO): GTP binding; adenylosuccinate synthase activity
Source: RefSeq, a predicted model, not a curated record